Molecule: messenger RNA, 646 nt
Organism: Melopsittacus undulatus (budgerigar)
Lineage: Eukaryota; Metazoa; Chordata; Aves; Psittaciformes; Psittaculidae
Gene: CCDC28B
Product: coiled-coil domain containing 28B
Exons: 6
Coding region: 82-594 (170 amino acids)
Cellular component (GO): centrosome
Source: RefSeq, a predicted model, not a curated record
AGGCCGCGGGGCCGCGGCCGGGUGCGCUCCGCAGGCUGGGCCGGUACCGGCCGCAGGGUCCCGGCUCCGGUGCCCAUCGCCAUGGAGGAGCGCAGGAGGAAGCGCAGCCCCCGGCCCUGCCCGGCCCCACCGCUGCCCCCCAGCAGGAGCACGUCCCUGGCGCUGCCGCUGCCCCCCCUGCCCUCGCCCCGACAGCGCGCACGGCUCAGGCGGACCAGCAAGGAGCGGGUGCGCGGCACGGCGAUGGCGCGGGGGGCUCCGCUGCAGCACAGCUUCCUCACCGACGUGUCCGACGUGUGCGAGAUGGAGGGGGGACUGCUCAGCCUCCUCAGCGACUUCCACUCGGGAAAGCUGCAGGCCUUUGGGAAGGAGUGCUCCUUCCAGCAGCUGGAGCACGUGCGGGAGAUGCAGGAGAAGCUGGCUCGGCUCCACUUCGGCCUCGAUGGCUGCGUGGAGGAGCUCCCUGAGGAGCAGAAGAAGGCGGCGGCUGACAGGAACCUGGACCAGCUGCUGGCACACCUGGAGGAGCUCAGCAGCUCCAUUCAGAAGCUGCACUUGGCCGAGAGCUCCGACCCUGAGGACUCCACUGCCUGACCCAGCGCCCGGUCCGGCCCCGGUGCCACCGCACGGGAACCCCCCCCCUCCG